Molecule: messenger RNA, 483 nt
Organism: Heterobasidion irregulare TC 32-1
Lineage: Eukaryota; Fungi; Basidiomycota; Agaricomycetes; Russulales; Bondarzewiaceae
Exons: 4
Coding region: 1-483 (160 amino acids)
Source: RefSeq, a predicted model, not a curated record
AUGGUGCAGGCGUACACGAAGGAGCGCGACACCUUGAAGAGCAUGCUCGCGCGCACCGGGGGCGGCGCUAGUGCGGAACCGUAUGUCAGCGGAACUGGAAGCUGGACUGGGAGCGGGGGCGUGAAUGGCGCAGCGGGGAGUGUCGCGUCGGAGCUGCAGGAGGUCUUCGGUACGUAUAAGAUGGAGAUGGGGGCCGACAGCGUGCGGGUGCGCGACGAGCUCGUGAAGUUGCAGUGGGAGAACGGGCAGCUCGGGGCGUUGCUCGCCAAGGCUAACGCAAAGAUCAAGUAUGCGGCGGAGCGUCACAAGAUGGCGCUGGAGCAGAUUUGCGGGAUGAGUGUCUGGCUGCAGGAGCUGCACGAUAAGUACGCGCGAGCGAAUAUCGAGUGCAAUCGCACGAUCACAGCCGUUAUCAGUGCGAACGGAAAGGUUGAGCAGCUUGUCAAUGAGCGCGCGAACUUGCGCGCGGAGAAGCGGAUCUGA